This is a messenger RNA of Beauveria bassiana ARSEF 2860, 6186 nucleotides long. RefSeq names its product HEAT repeat protein. Gene Ontology annotation, biological process: intracellular protein localization; endocytosis; retrograde transport, endosome to Golgi. The record is from RefSeq and is a predicted model, not a curated record. Bases 1 to 6186 code for a protein of 2061 amino acids. NCBI's taxonomy places the organism in Eukaryota, Fungi, Ascomycota, Sordariomycetes, Hypocreales, Cordycipitaceae. Gene Ontology annotation, cellular component: membrane; Golgi apparatus; endocytic vesicle. The transcript is spliced from 2 exons.
AUGUCAUCUAACGAGGAGCCCGAGGCUCUGCCCCCGGCCGCUGAGUCGCAACCCACGCCACCACUUGCUCCAACGCCCGCCGCCGAGGACAAGAAGAGCGACAACCCCGAGCUCGACCUUCACAAGCUCCAGUCUCUACCCGCGGAGCAGCAAGAGCUGUUUCUUCUCACAUUCGUCACCGAUUUAACGAAAUAUGUCCGCCAGCUCGACGCCGACGACUGCUCAGCGCAGCAGUUCUACCUCAAGAAGGAAAUAUUCCGCAUCAUCAACCUCGCUGCCCCUCAACCGUCGAGAGUAAUACGCAACAACCUAGGACAGUGUCUCGCCCACGUCUUCACCCAUGGCGACCGAAAGCUUCUUUUCGAGACAAUCAACGACUUGGCGAGCGUCAUCUCUGGCGCCAAGUCGAAAUCCGACACGGAAACCCGCGCAAAGCAUGCGGCCGUCGUCUGUCUGGGCGAUGUGUAUGCUGCUGCCGGAGACAGUGCAAUCGGGCUGCACCAGCUCUGCUGCACGGCACUUGUCAAGCUCCUUAAAUCUUCUUCCAAUAACGCAGGUCUUCGUGCUGCCAUCUUCACCGCUCUGGUCAAGAUGACAGGCAUCGUCGAGGGCUCCAUGGACGAGAGCAUUGCGCGUGACAUUUGGAAGCAGGGCAGAAACCACGCCUCUAGCGACAAGGGCCCCCUGGUUGUUGUUGCAGCUUCACAGUGCCUUAAAGCCCUCUUGAAGCACACCACGUACUUUCGAAAUUCAUCCGACUUCGACAGGCUAGAAACGGCCAUGUUUAAAGCUUUCGAUUCAUCCAGUUCCCAGGUUCGUCACGCUGCCGCCAGCUGUCUUGCUGAAGCGUAUGCACAUGGCUACUCCGAGUCGGCAUCCAGCAAACCUACCAAGAAUAAAAAGACGAAUCCCAAGUUGAAACGCCAGUCCACACUCCCUGGUAUGGUCGGCGACGAUGACGAGAUUCCUUCACGUACAGCCAGUCCUGCUCCAGGAGCGAAGCGUAAAGAGGAUCUCGCCCUCUCACUUGGUGAAAUACUGCGACAGCUGGCUGCUCAGUACGUGAAACCUACGACACCCAAUCGCGCCCGAGCCGCCAUAGGCGUGUGCUUCGGCAAGCUAUUUCGCCGACUCGGCGAAAGUGUCGUUGAGCCAAACUAUCUACUCAUUGUCGAUACGUUGACGACGGAUAUUCUGGGUAAUACAAGCAUUGCCAAUAAUCGCUAUCGUCUCUUGAUAUCCCGCAGAAUUAUUGAUACACUUCUUCACGACGUUAUUGGCAACAAAAUUCUAGGAGAAUCGGGUCAAAUCAAGAUCGCCGAGGUUUUGAUCGACAGUAUACUGAAAAACUAUUCUGCUGCCUUGCCCGAACGCUCUGAACCAUCAAAGCAGACUCUCAUCACUGCACUUCGCGCGGUGGCAGCUUUGAUUCAGUCUCUGGGCUCCGCCACAAAUAAGUUUGCCGAGUCGUGCCGCGAUGGCUUGCUGCAAGUAUUUCAGCACCCGAGUUACUCGGUUCAGGUGUUUGCCUCACAGUGUAUGAAGGUUUUCACGGUAGCAUGCCCUCAACAAUUGUUACCCUGCCUCUCUGUCUGCAUGAACAGCCUGACUAGGGAGCUUUCGCUUCUCGCCGGUGGGCGAAAUUCCCAAAGGCGAUGCAUCGGCUUAGCGCAUGGGUUGGCGGCAACUCUCAGCUCAAGCCCGUUGCGACCUCUUCACGGUUCACUGGAUAUUAAUAGCCGUGUCCUGUCCAUGGCGACCAAUCUGCUCAAAUCCUCGGGCCAAUCCGAACUUCGAGUCUCGAGUACCCAGAUUCAGGUAGCAUGGAUCUUGAUCGGUGGCCUCAUGUCUCUGGGGCCCAACUUUGUCAAGAUUCAUCUAUCACAGCUUUUGCUGCUCUGGAAGAACGCACUGCCGAAGCCGCUAGCCAAGGAUAAUACUACAUCGAGAAGUUUGCUCGAAGCUUCUUUCCUCACUCAUGUGCGGGAGUGCGCUCUAGGCUCGAUAUUGGCGUUCCUCGAGUUUAACAACCGCUUGCUGACUGUGGAUGUGUCUAAACGCAUUGCCACUAUGCUGCAAAGUACGACAGCCUUCCUAAAAACUCUCCCAAGCAAGAAAACCACCGAAGAUAUUUUGCAACGCUUAACACCUGCAAUUCAACUACAAGAUCUCGAGAAGAUGGUUCAGCGUCGAGUGCUCCAAUGCUACGUCAAACUGGUUAAUCAAAGUCCUGCGGGCGGUAGUGAAGCUCUGCUGCAAUCUAACCUGCUUACCCUUGCCAUUUCUCUCUUCGCAGAUCCGGACAACUACUCUGCGAACUCACUAAGCGCUUCUAUUGCCAAUGCCGCCGCCACCUACGAAUCCAUCUGGGAUGUGGGCGACAAUGAUGGCUUUGGCCUGACUGGUCUUGUCUAUGGGUUCAAUGUCCGCAGCUUGCCCGGCCAACAUGAAUCCACUAUUCAGGACGCAUCCAAACCUGAUUCACCCGAGGAAGUCAUCGACAGCAUCUUGCUAUCACCCAUUUGCGGCAGCUUGGAGCACGAUGCGUCUGUGCUCUACAUUGGUAGCCUGGACCUGAAUGAAGCCAGGCCUGAUCCCCCAGCCACGGAGGUCAUCAAUAUGGCAAUCCAACUAUUUGCUUUUGCCUUUCCUCUCACACCGGGCAAGGUGCAAGAGAGUAUUCUAGAACAGAUUCGAACUUUCGGGUCCUCUGGUUCUCUUCAGCGCGAUCUUGCAAGAAACGCAGCGAUCAGCGUCAACGUUGCCACCGCAAUCUUGGGCACCAUGCGCGUGGCAACAAAAGAGACAAGUUCACCAGCUGGCAAUGUCACCAAUCCCGCCGUGGAAAAGCUACUGCAGGAUAUUGUUCGCGACUUCGUCAUUGACCAAGAUCAGUACCUGCGGAGUCUUGGAUACGCUGCUACAGCCAGACUCUGCAACGUAUAUGGUAACGCAUUCACAAAUCAUGAAAUCAAGUACUUGGUAGACACCAUUGUCAGUAACCGCGAACCUAGUGCACGGGCGGGCUGUGCCAUGGCUCUUGGAUCUAUCCAGACCAAAGUGGGUGGUAUGGCCGCUGGUUAUCAUCUGAAGACUAUUUUGGGGAUCCUCAUGUCGCUCUGCAAUGACCCUCACCCGAUCGUUCACUAUUGGGCUUUAGAGGCUUUAUCUCUCGCCGCGGAUGCCGCAGGCCUGAGCUUCUCCGGCUACGUUCCAGGUACUCUGGGAAUGCUAGCUCAGUUGUUCGUCUCUGAAACGCAUCACCCGGAGAUUCCGUCUGCGAUUACGAUGGCCCUUGAAACAGAACUUUCAACGCCAGCAGCGAUUGCACGAUGCAUUGAUUCUCUGAUCAAUGUGCUGGGCCCUGACUUACAGGACUCAAAGAAAUCAAGAGAACUUAUUUUCACCUUGGUCCGCCAGUUCCAGGAAUCCGACGACAAGCAGGUCGAGAAUGCUGCCUUGAUUUGCCUAGAGCACCUAUCUCUAUAUGCGCCGGGGGAAAUGCAUUACUCAGACUACGUGCGGUUGCUUCAACGAUACUUAUCGUCUGAGCAUGGCGAGCUACGUGACGCUGCUGUUGAUGGCAUUUAUAAUAUGAUGAAGCGUAAUCCGCGCGAUGUCUUGCGAGAUGUUGAGACUGGGUUCGAGGAGAAACUGUGGCUACUGCUCGAUACCACGCCCGAACACGACGGCAUUAAGAACAUUAUUAGGAACUGGCUUCAACAGACGUGUCUACUUGAAACGAAUGAGUGGUUGGAUCGAUUCCAGAGGGUUCUUCGACUGACACGUGUCAAAGAAAAGUAUGAGGUGGCCGUGGCCAAGUCAUCCGGGGGCGGGGUUGACUUGAACGACGAGGAGGUUGCCGGCUUCGCCGCCGCUGCUACAGAAACAACAAAAGAUGGCAAGGAUGCGAACUCUUCGACUGAUGCCGAGCCUUUGCGCUGGCAAGUGACUACUUUUGCAAUCUCUUGCAUCGGAGACAUGUUUGUCAUGGUCGCCAAGGAUGUGGCCUCGAACGGCGAAUCGCCAGCUCAGACAGCACUCCAAAGCAAGAUUGCCGAAGUUGUUCGCAUGGCAUUCUCCGCAUCAACGUCUGGCGUGCUAGAGCUCCGCAUUUGGGGAUUAAAGAUUAUCGGGGCUGUGUUGAAAAUGUUUGGCAAGACACCUGAUCCCGAUUUCGAAGAAGCGAUGUUGCUUGAGCAAUACCAAGCACAAAUCAGUUCCGCCCUAACGCCAGCUUUUGCUGCCGACUCGUCUCCGGAGCUCGCUUCGGAAGCGGUCAAUGUCUGCGCUAGCUUUAUUUCCAUCGGCAUCGUUACCGAUGUUGAGCGCAUGGGCCGCAUCUUGAAGACUCUCGUCAGCGCCUUGGAGAACUUUUCUUCUGACGAUGAGAAUGCGGGUAUUGGCGAUCUCAAGGGCUUGUCCUCUAAUGCGCAAACCAUGGUCAAAAUUGCCGUAUUUUCCGCGUGGGCUGAGCUUCAAGUCGCGAGCAGCGAGCAGAAAUACCUGUUGGACGUUUUGAAACCACAUAUUGGCACGCUGACGCCGCUGUGGCUGGAGUCACUGCGCGAGUUUGCCCGGCUGCGGUUCGAGCCCGACAUCUCCAUGACUCUGGGACCCCCAUCGCUGUCUGGGAGCCUGGACUCCAUUUAUGCUGCCCUUAAUCGAGAGACGCUCCUAAAGUUCUAUCAAGAUGCGUGGCUGAAGCUUGUCGACGCCAUUGCCUCUUUGAUUGAACAGGACAGCGAGUUUGUUUUUGAUGCUCUCGAUGGCAAGGAAUCAAGCGAAACCGCUAUAAAUGGUCAACGCAAAUCUGGCAUUAAUUAUCGCGACGAGCCGGUGGCGUUCUUCUUUGUCCUGUUUGGCUUGGCGUUUGAAUCGCUCGCCAUACGGCCUGGCCAAUCCGACUCGCUGGCUACGCGCGACCAGACCCUGGCCAUCUUGCAGGCUCUCAAGCGCAUUCUGCACCCCAGCGUCUCUGGCCACGCCAUCUACCGCCCUGACGUAUUUGCCGAGACCAUGGAUCUGCUUGAUCGUCUCGUAUUGACGGAAGACAUUGAUGUGCAGACAGUCAUCGUCGAUAUUGCGCGCGCCAUGUGUGUCACGCACCCGUCUGCCCUUCGCCACGGGUCCGAAGAGGGUGAUUUGUCAGAGGAUAUUGACCAGCUCUUCGAGCUGACUAGAAUCAUUGUCCUUGUCUUGUCGGGCCUGCUGCCCAAUUUGGCUGAAGGCAACCAGCCAGUGAGGCACCAAAUCAAUGAGGAGACUCUCGUCCUUAUUCGCACGUCUCUGGAUGCUCUUGUCGAUGCCGCUGAGGUAUUCCCAGCCAUCAUCAAGUCAGACUUGCAUGCUUGCAUCAUUCACAUAUUUGCAACCAUACUCGCCACGCCAAGCUGCCAGGAGCUGAUUGUUCCCCAAUCGCUCGCCACCUUGAAACGCUUCAUUGGCAGCAUGAGCGCCUCGCGGAAGAUUGCGCCCGAUGGGUCGUCUGCGACUGACGUGCAGCUGCAGGGCUGCUUGCGCCGCUUCCUCUCCAUAUACCUUAACGCCCAAAAGCGCGAAGAAUCAACCUCGCUUAUCUGCGUCAGAAACUGCCUGCUCGCAACGACCAUUCUCUUUACCGGCGGGAACAAUCACCUCCCGGCCUCUGAACCGCUGGUCGUUCGAUAUCUCGACGAGCUCCUGGACUGUCUCACCGACCGCAUGACUUCAAAGAUUGCCGCCAACUGCAUCCGGUCUCUGCUCCUGCAAAGCUCGCCCUCGUCGUCCGACGUCACUAUUGCGCGGUACCUCGUUCCGCGGCUCAUCGCCUUUGUUAUCAACGUCGAGCCCGAGGACCCCGAGCAGGCGCGCUCGCUCGCCGCGCACAGCCUGUGCCUGUACGUUGGCGCCGUCGACGCGGAGCGCACCCACGCCGCCAUGUCCCUCGUCGUGCCCAUGCUCAUGGCCCGCGCGACGGCCGAGGGCGAGGCGCGCUAUGCGGAGACGAGCGCGCGACUGCUCGAGGUGGCGGCCGUCAAUCAGGACGUCUUCCGGGGUAUCGUCGGCGCCAUGAGCACCGCCCAAAGGAGCCUGCUGGAGGAGGUGGUGCGCUCGGCGCGGCAGGUAUCGAGUAGCGCGAACCAGAAUAGCACUGACGCGGCGGGCCAGCCGACUAUUCAGCUCAAGAUGAAUUUUGGCGGCUGA